This is a messenger RNA of Tribolium madens (black flour beetle), 1552 nucleotides long. RefSeq names its product ras association domain-containing protein 10-like. Bases 156 to 1445 code for a protein of 429 amino acids. Gene Ontology annotation, biological process: signal transduction. The record is from RefSeq and is a predicted model, not a curated record. NCBI's taxonomy places the organism in Eukaryota, Metazoa, Arthropoda, Insecta, Coleoptera, Tenebrionidae. The transcript is spliced from 5 exons.
CAGUCAUCCAUGGUUCACCCACCAGUCUUUGACCGACUGUUGUAGUGAGUGUUAUAGAGAUUUGCUGUCUUUUUGAGCGCUCUGACAUGUGGAUUUAUCUAUAAAACUUUGUGCAGCGAUUUUUUCCGGUCGAAAGACGCAACAAGCGUGAUACCAUGAUGUGGUUGGAUGACGGUAAAAGACACGUUUUGGGCGAUUCGGACGACGACAGUGUGAGCAGCGGCGAGGAGGUGCCCAUAUGGGUGCGCGGGGAGCAGCGCUGGGUCUCCGGGAUCACCGGCGAGACCACGUGCCAGGAGGUCAUCCAGGUCCUGCUCCAGGACGAGGAAUGCAGAGGCCGCCACAUGGGACUCCCCGAACAGUACCACAUAACAGAACGGUGGAGAGGUGUGGAGCAACCUCUAGAGCGCCAGUCUGUCAUUUUAGACAUUUGGAAUGCGUGGGGGACAGCACAGCCCGAAGUGAAAAUCUCACUGAGAAGAAUCAAACACGACAGGCCCCCAAGUCGGAGAACCCGCUGUCGGUCGGACUCAAGCACGUGGUCGGAUCGCAGCGCCUGGAAAACUAUACAUCCGAAGAGGCUACACGCUUUACAGAACGAAAAACAACCAUCAAGCACGGAGGAAUUACUCAAACUAGUUCUAGCUCAAGGAGAAGUCAUCAGACGACAAUUAAAGAAGUUGAGACACAGUGAACACCAAAUCGGCUAUUUAGAAGACAARACGCACAAAGCCCGAGUGCGCAAACACGGCAGCAACUACCUCCUUGAAACGUACCUAAAGGGCUUAUCCGAGGCUGUAGACCCYGAAAAUGAGCCCAAUUUAUGCACUGACAAGAACAGCGACAGUGGGGUCAUGACUGAAGGCGACAGUGAGCAGUCCAACACCAAGACACGACCUCCGGAAGUGAGUUAUUCCCUCAUUCCACUUUUUCUCUCUCCUAACAUUAAGUUCUUUYAGCUCGAGCGUUUUUCCCCCUCAUCGGAAGACUUCAGCAAAGACAUCAAAGACGACGAGACGAGUUCAACAGUCAGCGAAGCGACAAUUAGGGAACAAGUUGAACUUUUCGAGUCAAUAGCGAAAUUAAACAAACGUCUUCUCAAGGAAGAAGAGUGUUUAGUGAGACUAGAUGCGAAUCUAAGGAAGUAUGACAAGCACAAAACCAGCACGGAAGACUUGACGAAAGCUCUCACUAAUUUGAGGACGGAAAUGACGAAAAGUGCUUGCGAAAUGCAACAUAAUGAGGUGGUUUUGGAGGAAACGACGGAGAUGUUGCUCAAUAGGAGGCAUUAUUUGGAGAAUCUCCACAGAGAUUUAGCUAAUGAAGAGCAGGAGCACGAGAUGUUGCAAGCGCUGAUGUUCAGCACCAGGAGGCAGAGGCACAACCAAGACAGUUGUAGUCCCUAUUACUCGCAUACCAAAGAAUUGUUAGAUACCUUAGUUUAGCCCUUUAAUCACUAAUUAAUUUAAUACCAAAUAUUUCGUACCUAAUAGUUUUAUCGUCAUAACGUUGGAAAUUUGUUAGUCAUUGAUCUGAAUAUAUGUUUUUUACA